AUGUUUUCUACAUUCGCGGCCGACCCAGAGAAGAAGAGCCCUUCCCGACCUCGUCCUAAACGAAACCAGGUUGCGCGGGCUUGUGACUGGUGCCGGUUAAAUCGAAUCAAAUGUGAUGACUCUCAGCCUUGUCAGAAUUGUCGCAUCCGUGGCGUCCAAUGCAGCAAUGGGAAACGAACGGAUGUUCCCACAUUACCAGCAGCAAAUAGGGAAAUACAAAGAUUGCGGAACACUAUCCAAGCACUGCAAGGCCAGUUGAGCAAGGCUGGCCAAGAGUCCCAGGAUCAGGCGCCGAGGAAAUAUGCGACACCACCCGAUUCUGACAGUGUCGGCGUUUCGCCCCAGUUCGAUCCCCUGACAUCUCGUGUUCCACGAUCCAUGAAUUCAUCUUCCACGACGAGGGAGUGGAAGGGAAUUGAGAUCCAUGAUGCCCACACCGGUGGGGCAAUCUACUAUGGGCCGCUGUCAUCUUCGUAUUUCGGGGCCCGCAUGGGUCGAUUUCUAUCCGAAGCGCUGAGCAAACACCAGCCCGAAUCAAUGGCUAUGAUGGAUAAUCAGCCGUUGACCUACCCACCUAACAUUCUGACAUGUCACCAAGACCAGAAAUGGCCUGGAAAUUCAACCUUCGCCUCCGACCAGAGCACAAUUGCCGCUCUGGAGUCCCUGUCUCGGGCGCAGGAACAAUAUUUCAUUGAUUUGCUUUGGCAAUCAUUCCAUGGCAUCUACCCGGUCCUUUCUGAGUCGGACUUCAGAGAAUAUUACUGCUCCUUGUGGGAUAUGGGGGAUGAUCAAUCAACCCGGCGACCCUCUUCGCUUGUUGAUAGUAUACUAGCUGUUUGUAUGCAAUAUGGAAGCACCUUUCUUACAAGUGACGAGGAUUGUUUAGACAGUGAAAGGGAUCAUCAUGUACUGUCAGUUUCGAUGAAGAGCCAUGCACUAUUUCGUCGUGCCCAGUCCCUGCUUCUAGACGAGAUCGAAAGACCGUCCAUAAUGACCUUGCAGAGCUACAUCUAUUGUAUUAUCUACCUCACCAACACAUCCCUGCUAAACGCAGCGCAUUCCCUUUUAGGGACGGCUGUCAGAGUUGCCCAAUCCUUACGGUUGCAUUUACCUCCAUGCGACACGACCCUUCGCGAGUAUCAAGAGUUAAACCGACGUCUUUGGUGCACCCUGGUUGGAUUCGAUUGCCAGCUUUCUAUGACCUUGGGUCGACCUCAACUAAUAAACCUCGAGGAUAUCGAGGCAAGUCUACCAGGAGAUAGCCAUGAACACGCCCUGUUAUCUGGCUCCGUGUUAAUGACCCUGGGCAGUGAGGAAAUUAGCUGGCUGUCCUUCCACGUACAGUCCCUUCGGCUUUCCCUCACUGUCCGAGGCGUCCAGAGUGCCUUUUAUCAGCAUGGUGCUAGGUUGAUGGAACAGAAAAACGCACAAAACAUGUAUGAUGAUGCCAUUCUGACGGAAGAACUAGCCGCAUGUCUUGGCCGAGAAUUGAGCGUUGUAUAUGACUGGGCACGCAAGGUGCCCGAAUCACUCAAGACUCCAAGGAAAGGCUCUGGAGAGCCUCUUUCGACGGAACGCUGUCCAGUUAAAUUGAAUGCACUCAGUCCACUUUGGCUUCAACGCCAGCAAGUCCUUCUCGAGAUCUCAUAUCAUCACUUUCAGCUGACAAACUUCCGCCCAUUCAUUCGAUUACGGCCUGGCUGCCCAUCAAUCACCCCGCUAUCUGACUGCCACAGUAUCAGUUGUCUCAACCACGCUGUGACUCUGACUAACAUUAUAUAUCAAAUCCUCACUGAAACGGAUCUACUGCGCGGCUGGUACCCUGUAUUUCAAUACCAAUGGGAUGCUGCUCUCUGCAUCCUUGGAUUUGUGCUAGCCAACCCCGUAUGUCCACCUACGCCUGCAGCUCGUAAAUCUGUUCAAACUGCGAUAAAAUCCUUUGAAAUGAUAGGGAGAUACUCUGUGGCAGCUGUUACAGCCUCUCAAAUUGUGCGCGAAAUUGGUGCCCAGGGUGAAAUGCUUGUCGAAAAGUUUAAUAGAAGUCUUUCUACGCGCAGCCCACCUAGCAAAAGACGGAGGGAUACAUCUGCGACGGUGCAAAUGGUUUCAGCUCCUGCAAUGACCCCGGAGUACCUACAAGGUCUUUCAGUUAGCCAAGCAUAUGAUAUCUCGGAUUUUAUGAACGGUAUGGGUACGCCUGUUGUGGAUCCAUUUGCUCAGUUUGAUCCAUCGAAACCGCACAUUGAUCUUUCGAGCAAUGGAAUGGUUGCAGUGGGAUCUCCAUGGAUGAAUAAUGAAGAUAUUAUGGCUUCCUUUCCAAUGUUUCCAGAAGAAAAUAUGUGA
Messenger RNA from Penicillium angulare, 2343 nucleotides. Its product is annotated as Zn(II)2Cys6 transcription factor. Bases 1 to 2343 code for a protein of 780 amino acids. Gene Ontology annotation, cellular component: nucleus. NCBI's taxonomy places the organism in Eukaryota, Fungi, Ascomycota, Eurotiomycetes, Eurotiales, Aspergillaceae. The record is from RefSeq and is a predicted model, not a curated record. Gene Ontology annotation, molecular function: zinc ion binding; DNA-binding transcription factor activity, RNA polymerase II-specific; RNA polymerase II cis-regulatory region sequence-specific DNA binding. Gene Ontology annotation, biological process: positive regulation of transcription from RNA polymerase II promoter by galactose; DNA-templated transcription. The transcript is spliced from 2 exons.